Toxorhynchites rutilus septentrionalis is the source of this 2543-nucleotide messenger RNA. RefSeq lists its product as uncharacterized. The transcript is spliced from 9 exons. NCBI's taxonomy places the organism in Eukaryota, Metazoa, Arthropoda, Insecta, Diptera, Culicidae. The coding region runs from base 56 to 2317 and encodes 753 amino acids. Gene Ontology annotation, cellular component: cytoplasm. Gene Ontology annotation, molecular function: phosphatase activity. The record is from RefSeq and is a predicted model, not a curated record.
CAAGUGAAUAUUAUUUUUGAUUAUUUAAUCGGAUUUUCAUACAUUUUCAAUCGACAUGAAGAAGGAACAAAUCCGCUAUCUGUUGGACCUUUCCAUCGAAGAGAAGCGCGCAUUUCUCGAUUCGUUUGAUUCGAUAAUGUCGGAUUGUGACGGUGUGGUAUGGAACUUCACCGGUCCGAUUCCCGGCGUUGAUAAGGCCCUGCAAUUGCUAAAGAAAAACGGUAAAAAACUGACAUUUAUUUCAAACAACGGAAUGCGCACAAUGGAGGAAUAUAAACAGAACUUUAACAAACUGGGAAUCAUGGUUCAUGAAAAUAACAUAGUUCAUCCGGCAUUAACGACGGUCAAGUACCUCAAGUCGAUCAAAAUGCAGGACGCGGUGUAUUGUAUAGGCACUGAAAUAUUCAAAGAUUAUCUGCGGAACGCAGGGUUCACAGUUCUUGAUGGGCCCACAAAACGCUUUCCCGAUGAAAGGGUGGUGAACUCGGUGCGAGUCUACACCAGCUACUUUGAGGAAACCGACAGUCCGAAGGUUGGUGCUGUGGUAAUGGACCUCGAUGUCAACGUUUCCCUUGCGCAUCUAAUGAAGGCCAAAUGUUAUCUGGAGCGAAAUCGAGACUGCGUUUUGAUAGCUGGUGCCACAGAUAAAAUCGUUCCGUUGGAUACCAGUAUGGAUGUGAUAGGGCCGGGCUAUUUCAUUGAUGUGUUAGAACGUGCCUCCGGUCGUAAGGCGUUGGUCCUUGGAAAACCUGGGUUGGCACUGGCCAACUUUGUGCUGGAGCAGUUCAAUGUGGUCAAUCCUGAGAAGACGUUGUUUAUCGGAGACAUGCUUCCUCAAGAUAUGGGCUUCGGAACCCGAUGUGGCUUUCAGAAGAUUCUAAUGCUAAGCGGCGGUACGACGAAAGGAAUGAUGUAUUCCCACGACAAACCGAAUGAAUUGCCCGAUUAUUAUGCAAAAAGCUUCGCAGACUUCAUUCAGUUGUAUAAAGAUGUUGCUGAAUUCUUCUCCAACAAAAGCCUCAUUGCGCUGCGUCCAACUUUUUUUAUGAAUCAAGGUAUCAAGGUAAUCAAGCUGAAAAGUCGGAAGAUGCCGCCCGGUCGAAAUGUGGACGGAUCACGGAUCGCGUGGCGUGGAGACCAGGAGGAGACCGGAACGCAUGGCUACCCACGAGACAUGCGCACCACUUGGUGGCGGCGUUUCGACCACCCUCAACAAAUUUCGGCGAAGGUCACCCAACUCGCUGUUUGGCAUAAAGUUAUUCUGUGCCAGAAGUCUUGCUGGGAAGGCCAUCAGUACACUGCCGGUUUCUGCCCAUCGGGGUCAACCAAAGUCGUGGCUCUAGCCUACCACCGGAGAUUGUCGAAAAUAUCGGAGAUGGAACAUAUUCGCCAUGUGUUGGAUCUCUCCGUGGAAGAGAAGCGUGCCUUUCUCGAUUCAUUUGACAUGGUUAUGUCGGAUUGCGAUGGUGUAAUGUGGAACUUCACUGGACCGAUUCCUGGCGUAGAUAAGGGUCUACAAUUGCUCAAAGAACAGGGUAAAAAGUUGGCCUUCAUUUCCAACAAUGGAAUGCGCACAAUGGAGGAGUACAAGCAGAACUUUUGCAAGCUAGGAAUCGAAAUUCAAGAACGUGACGUAGUUCAUCCGGCGUUGACGACGGUUAAGUACCUCAAAUCGAUCAAUAUGCGAGAUGCUGUGUAUUGCAUAGGAACAGAAGUGUUUAAAGAUUAUCUACGAAACGCGGGAUUUGUGGUGCUGGAUGGGCCCACGAAACGUUUUCCUGACGAAGGUGUAGCCAACUCAGUACGCGUCUAUUACGACUACUUCCGGGAGGCAGACAUUCCUAAGGUCGGAGCUGUGGUAGUGGACAUCGAUGUGAACAUUUGCCUUGCACAAAUGAUGAGAGCCAAAUGUUAUUUGCAACGGAACCACGAUUGCCUUCUCAUUGCUGGCGCAACAGAUUUUAUCAUCCCGUUGGAUUCCAACACCGAUGUGAUAGGACCGGGUUACUUCAUCGAAAUACUGGAACGCUCAUCUGGCCGAGAUGCCUUGGUUCUCGGAAAACCAGGCCAAGCGUUGGCUAGUUUCGUGCUAGAACAGUUCCACGUGACCAAACCGGAACGGACACUUUUUGUGGGAGACAUGCUACCUCAAGAUAUGGGCUUUGGAACACGGUGCGGGUUUCAGAAAAUUCUUGUGCUAAGCGGAGGCACAACUAAGGAAAUGAUGUUGUCCCAUAACAAACCAGAAGAACUGCCCAAUUACUACGCCGAUAGCUUCGCUGAUCUGAUUCAGUUGUACAAAGACGUUACCGAAUAACACUCUGAUUCUAGGAUAAUAACUAUUUCUAACUUAGAUUGAGUGAUUUGGCUUAAAGUGAUCAGUUAAUAAUGAGAUGAAUAUGGAUGUAAAUUCAGUAUCACAGCAUGAACACAUUUGAAAAAAUAUCUGUAUUUCACUUAUUUUUCCACUAUUUUCUUCUCAAAGAAAGAAUAAAUACUGCUAUUCUGUUUUAAACUUAUUCAAAAAUUAUAUAUCCAUUACA